GGGCCCCCGGACUUGAUGCUGGACCCCCGGACGGUGUGCGUUUGUAUGGACGAGGUGGUCAACAAGCGGCCGGCGGGCAGCCAGCAGACGCCGCUGCUGCAGGGACACCUGAAGAAGGUGGACAACAACCUGACGGAGGCCCAGAGGUUCUCCUCGUUACCGCGGAGACCGGCCGUCAACAUCGAGUUCAAGGACGUCUCGUACUCCGUCAGAGAGGGACCCUGGUGGAGGAAGAAAGGUUACAAGACUCUGCUCAAAGGAAUCUCUGGGAAAUUCACCAGCGGGGACCUGGUGGCCAUCAUGGGCCCCUCCGGAGCCGGGAAAUCCACCCUCAUGAAUAUCCUGGCCGGAUACAGGGAGACUGGAAUGAAGGGGGAGAUCCUGAUCAACAGUCAGCCCAGAGACUUGCGCUCCUUCAGGAAGGUUUCCUGUUACAUCAUGCAAGACGACAUGCUGCUGCCUCACCUCACCGUCCAAGAGGCCAUGAUGGUUUCAGCCAACCUGAAGCUGCAGGAGAAGGUGGAGGCUCGCAGAGAGAUGGUCCGGGAGAUCCUGAUGGCGCUGGGUUUACUGGACUGUGCGAAAACCAGGACGUCUCACCUGUCGGGAGGUCAGAGGAAGAGACUGGCCAUCGCUCUGGAGCUUGUCAAUAAUCCUCCAGUCAUGUUCUUUGACGAACCCACCAGCGGUCUGGACAGCUCGUCCUGUUUCCAGGUGGUGUCUCUGCUGAAGGCUCUGGCUCAGGGGGGACGGACCGUCAUCUGCACAAUCCACCAACCCAGCGCCAAACUGUUCGAACUCUUCGACAAGCUGUACGUUCUGAGUCAAGGGCAGUGUAUCUACAGAGGGAAAGUCUCCAGUCUGGUUCCCUACCUAAGAGACCUCGGACUCAACUGCCCUACCUACCACAACCCUGCUGACUUCGUGAUGGAGGUGGCGUCUGGAGAGUACGGGGAUCAGAUGGUCCGACUUGUGAAAGCCGUCCAGGAGAGGAAGUGUGAGAAGGAUUAUCAGACUGAACUGAACGGAGUUACCAACCUCCACCCGCUCCUGUGGCAGCGCACAGAAGAGGAGAGUUCGUCGUCUGAAGGUUGUCACAGUUUCUCAGCGAGCUGUAUGACCCAGUUCUCCAUCCUGUUCAGGAGGACGUUCCUCAGCAUCCUCAGAGACUCGGUGCUGACUCACCUAAGGAUCUCCUCUCACAUCGGGAUUGGGGUCCUGAUCGGCCUGCUGUAUCUGGGCAUUGGGAACGAGGCCAAGAAGGUUCUCAGUAACUCUGGGUUCCUCUUCUUCUCCAUGUUGUUCCUGAUGUUCGCUGCUCUAAUGCCUACAGUGCUCACAUUUCCUCUGGAGAUGGGAGUUUUCUUGAGGGAACACCUGAACUACUGGUACAGUCUGAAGGCUUAUUACCUGGCCAAGACCAUGGCUGACGUCCCCUUCCAGGUAAUAUUCCCGGUGGUGUAUUGCAGUAUUGUCUACUGGAUGACGGCUCAGCCUCCAGACGCCGGGCGCUUCUUCCUCUUCCUGUCUCUGGGAGUUCUGACCUCUUUGGUGGCUCAGAGUCUGGGUCUGCUGAUCGGCGCCGCCUCCACCUCUCUGCAGGUGGCGACGUUUGUUGGUCCGGUCACAGCAAUCCCUGUUCUGUUGUUCUCGGGGUUCUUCGUCAGUUUCGACACCAUCCCCUGGUACCUGCAGUGGAUGUCCUACAUCUCCUACGUCAGAUACGGUUUCGAGGGCGUCAUCCUGUCUAUCUACGGUCUGGACCGAGAGGAUCUUCACUGCGAUGAAGAUGAGACCUGUCACUUCCAGAAGUCUGAGGCCAUCCUGAAGGAGCUGGACAUGCUGGACGCCAAACUCUACCUGGACUUCAUCGUCCUCGGCAUCUUCUUCUUCUCUCUGAGGCUCAUCGCUUACUUCGUUCUCCGCUACAAGAUCAGCGCUGAGAGAUAGACGAGGACCAGGAUCAGGAGGAUGAUUGACAGGAGGAGAGCAGCAGCGUCCGGCGUUUAGGACAAAACUUUUA
Molecule: messenger RNA, 2023 nt
Organism: Morone saxatilis (striped sea-bass)
Lineage: Eukaryota; Metazoa; Chordata; Actinopteri; Moronidae
Gene: abcg1
Product: ATP-binding cassette, sub-family G (WHITE), member 1
Exons: 14
Coding region: 16-1950 (644 amino acids)
Biological process (GO): cholesterol homeostasis
Cellular component (GO): plasma membrane
Molecular function (GO): ATP binding; ABC-type sterol transporter activity; ATP hydrolysis activity
Source: RefSeq, a predicted model, not a curated record